AUGAAGUUCACCACUGUCAUCACCUCCCUCCUCUGCCUGGCAGCUGCCCCGUUGGCUCUCGCAGAGGACGACGUCACAUCGACUGCGACGACCACCAUCACCAAGACUCUGAUCCGGGUCAACUCGGUGACUCCCACUCCCACCCCGAGCUCCAGCAUGGUUACCGUGUCGGCUACCUCGACCCCUCUGUCUCGUGCUUCUUCGACCACCUCGGCUGUCGCAGCCGCCAGCUCGACUGGCGCUGCUGUGAACCUGGGCGCUGGCGUGCCAGCUGCCCUUAUCGCGGGAUCUUUCGCUCUCAUCAUGGGCCAGGCCCUGUAA
Penicillium canescens is the source of this 321-nucleotide messenger RNA. RefSeq lists its product as uncharacterized. The transcript has a single exon. The record is from RefSeq and is a predicted model, not a curated record. NCBI's taxonomy places the organism in Eukaryota, Fungi, Ascomycota, Eurotiomycetes, Eurotiales, Aspergillaceae. Bases 1 to 321 code for a protein of 106 amino acids.